AAAACGAGAAAAAAUCUUUCCUUUUUCCUGUUAAUUUCACUAGACAGUGUUUUUUUGCUGUGUGUGUUGUGAUUAAUUUGUUAUUUUGGCUACAUUUUCGGAAUAUUCGGAAAAAAUUUUAUCCAAAUAUGACCAAACUCAAGACGAAAGAUUUGCGUGGCAAACGCAAAGAUGAAUUGAUGAAACAAUUAGAUGAAUUGAAACAAGAACUUUCAAAUCUACGUGUGGCCAAAGUAACGGGUGGAACAGCAUCGAAAUUAUCGAAAAUUCGUGUAUUCCGUAAAAACAUUGCCCGUGUGUUGACCGUCAUCAAUCAAACACAAAAGGAAAAUCUUCGUCGUGUAUAUCGUGGCAAAAAAUACAAACCAUUAGAUUUGCGCCCGAAAUUAACACGUGCUAAACGUCGAGAAUUGACACCAAACGAGAAAGCUAUCAAAACGCGAAAACAAAUGCGUCGUGAACGAUUGUGGCCGCAAAGAAAAUAUGCUUUGAAAGUUUAAUAUAAUGAAAUAAUUUUUUUGGACAAACAAGAAAAGAGUGAAUAAAUUUUUUUCUCGUGUA
Molecule: messenger RNA, 561 nt
Organism: Dermatophagoides farinae (American house dust mite)
Lineage: Eukaryota; Metazoa; Arthropoda; Arachnida; Sarcoptiformes; Pyroglyphidae
Gene: RpL35
Product: Ribosomal protein L35
Biological process (GO): translation; maturation of LSU-rRNA from tricistronic rRNA transcript (SSU-rRNA, 5.8S rRNA, LSU-rRNA)
Cellular component (GO): cytosolic large ribosomal subunit; ribosome
Molecular function (GO): structural constituent of ribosome; mRNA binding
Source: RefSeq, a predicted model, not a curated record